Messenger RNA from Rotaria socialis, 1149 nucleotides. The record is from the annotation of a GenBank genome assembly. NCBI's taxonomy places the organism in Eukaryota, Metazoa, Rotifera, Eurotatoria, Philodinida, Philodinidae.
AUGCCAUUAGAAAGUACGAUCAUUUGUGUUGAUAAUAGUGACUUUAUGCGUGAUGGUGAUUUUAUUCCAACACGAAUGCAAGUACAACAGGAUGCUGUUUCACUAAUAUUCCAUGCUAAGACAAGAUCUAAUCCUGAAAAUAACGUUGGAUUAUUAACAUUGUCUGACGGUCGAGUUGUAACUCAAUUGACAAAUGAUGUCGGCAAAGUUUUUUCAAAAUUACAUUUAUUAUCAAUAGAAGGAAAACUUGAUUUUUGUAAAGGAAUUAAAGUAGCUAAUUUAGCAUUAAAACAUCGCCAAGGAAAAAAUCAUCGGCCCCGUAUUGUUGCUUUUGUUGGUAGUCCACUUGAAGUAGACACAAGUGAAUUUACGAAAUUAGCCAAACGAUUGAAAAAAGAAAAAGUAUCAAUUGACGUUGUCAUAUUUGGUGAUGAAUCAUCCAAAGAAAAAUUUGAAGAAUUCAUUACAAUAAUUAAUGGAAAAGAAAAUUCAAACUCGCAUUUGAUAUGUGUUCCAUCAGGAGCUAACCUACCAGAUACACUUAUUAAUACACCGAUUAUUCAAAGUGAAGAUGGUUCUGGUCUACCAAAUGGAUAUUCAGCUAGUGCUUUUGCCUUUGGAAUAAAUCCUGAAGAUGAUCCUGAAUUAGCUAUGGCACUUCGUAUUUCAAUGGAAGAACAGCGAAGAGUACAAGAAGCUGAAAUAGGUCGAAGCACAGACGGUGAAGGAGGUCAACAAACUUUGCCAACAAACACAAGAAGUUCUGGUCCUUCUCUUGAAAAUUUAACAGCUGGAAACGAAAUGGAUGUAACACGGCUUACAGAAGAUGAGCAAAUUGCUUUAGCUAUUCAAAUGUCUAUGUCACAAGCUGAAAAUAUGAAUACAAACGAUGUUGAAAUGAAAGAAGAAGCUCUGGCUUCAGGCAAUAGUGAACAACCAGAAAAGAAAAAUGAAGAGCAACAAAAUAUUGAUUUAUUCGCAGCUUCCCUUAAUGAUCCUCAAUUUCUACGAGAUGUUCUCCGAGAUUUACCUGGCGUUGAUGUUGAUAGUGAUGCUGUACGAGCAGCACUUGAACAAGUUCAACAACAACAAAAGAAAAAUUCCGAUGAUGAUAAUGAUCCAGUUAAAAAGAAGAAAGAUGAUAAAUAA